Molecule: messenger RNA, 1521 nt
Organism: Oppia nitens
Lineage: Eukaryota; Metazoa; Arthropoda; Arachnida; Sarcoptiformes; Oppiidae
Product: 5-hydroxytryptamine receptor-like
Exons: 6
Coding region: 1-1521 (506 amino acids)
Biological process (GO): adenylate cyclase-activating adrenergic receptor signaling pathway
Cellular component (GO): membrane
Molecular function (GO): G protein-coupled receptor activity
Source: RefSeq, a predicted model, not a curated record
AUGACUAUUACCGACUAUAAACUGAUUGCACAACAAAACUUUACGACAGUUUUAGCGAACUUAAGCACCGGUAGUUUUAUGUUUGACAACUAUUCAUGGUUGUCAUCGUCAACGCCGGCAACACAUGAAUUGUCUAUAAUUACUAGUGAAAGGACAGAUGUUUUUCACGAAAUAGCCAACACUGUGCUGACCAUUGGUGCCGAUAUCGGAGCAGAUAGUAGUGGACAGUUAUCAGUGGUGGACAAAGUCCUAAAUAAUUUUAGUAAUAAUAAUAAUAAUAUUAGCGAUAAUUUUAUAGAUGUAAAUAAAGAGAUUUAUAAAAAUAGUAUAUUGUUUAUCGUAUCGACGAGUAUCGUACUAACAAUACUGACCAUCUGUACGGUAAUCGGUAAUAUACUGGUCAUUGCUGCUGUCCUAUUGGAACGCAAUUUGCGGACUCCGGCCAACUAUUUAGUGUUAUCACUAGCAGUGGCCGAUUUUUUGGUGGCCUGUUUGGUGAUGCCGUUGGGCGCCUUCUACGAGAUACAGGGCCAGUGGACACUCGGCGACAUAUUAUGUGAAUUUUGGACCAGUGUUGAUGUGCUUUGUUGCUCAGCCAGUAUUCUCCAUUUGUUGGCCAUUGCUAUGGAUAGGUAUUGGGCGGUAACUAACGUUGAUUACAUGCAUCACCGAAACGCCAAACGUAUUUGUUUAAUGAUAUUAACGAUAUGGUUAGUGGCGGCCGUCAUAGCCAUGGCUCCCAACUUUGGUUGGAAAGACUCGGAUUACAAAAAUCGCAUUCAAAUGGAGAAGCGAUGUCUGGUCUCGCAAGACGUCGGCUAUCAAUUAUUUGCAACUGUGGCCACAUUUUACGCACCACUUAUACUAAUACUACUGCUUUAUUGGAAAAUAUACAAAGUGGCCCGACGUCGUAUCCGACGUAAACCCGGCAGUAAAAUAGAGAUCAAAACCAGUCAAUUGGAUCAAGUGAUGGAUACCAAUUCAUCGCCAAAUAAGCCGCUGUCGCCAACCGUCAUACAAACCAUAUCACCAAAUGUUGACCGAAAUUGUCACGAAAUGAAUCACAUGAACACCAAAUUAACAGUAAAGUCAAAACCAACGAUAGGUCCGCCAUCCAUGUCUAUCACCGAUCGCUCGACAUCUACCACCUGUGCAUCAAACACGACAACAAUGACAAACCAUUCGCCACCGCUUAUCAUUAAACCAUUACUUUUGAGAUCAAAGAGUACUUUAAAACAAACACUUAAUUCAAAACGCGAGAAAAAAGCAGCCAAAACACUGGCUAUUGUUACAGGUGUGUUUGUCAUAUGUUGGGCCCCGUUCUUCAUUCUGGCUCUGGCUCUGCCUCUCUGUCCCACUUGUAAUCCUCCACUGCUUCUGAUGAGUGUCUUCUUAUGGCUCGGUUAUGUCAACUCAUUACUCAAUUGUAUAAUAUAUACAAUUUUUAGCCCUGACUUCCGGACUGCCUUCAAGAAGCUAUUAUGCGGUCGACAACAUCGAUAUCGCCAUUCAUUUAGAUAA